CCUACUCGGUACCUUUGCCCUCCCCUAAACAAAAACUGGUGGCGGCGGCGGCGGCGGCGAGACGACAGACGGUGAGAUGGCGACCGCAGGGAAUUCAAGUGGUUGUAGUGGCGAGUCCGUGUUAAGCGAGGAGCUCUAUCUGGCUGCAAUCUCCGUGUAUGAGAGUAUCCGCUGGAUUCAGGUCCAGGAGGACAAGAUGGCUGAGAUCUCCGCAGUUCGCAAUAAUUUGCUUGGGUUGAAAUCAGAUAUAUUCAAGUUGUUUGAGAAGAUCUCCCGUCAGUCAGAUUCCGAUACCCAGAAGAGGAUCUGCGCUAUGCAGAACGCCUGUCAUGAUUUGAAAUCGUUGGAAACCCAGAGCAAGAUUGGCGACGGCGGUGAGAUAGAAAUGAGGUGUGAGGAGUCGAAGCCAAGGAGUGCCGCGUCCCUAGAACUCGAGGAUCUGCUCCAUCGUGCCGCAGUACAAACCCAGAUGUGGAUAGGCGAAGACGCAGAAAGUGAGGAGCUGCUUGAUCUGGUCGCAAGGGAGACACAGGGGAGGAUCGUUGGCCAGGCUGACAAUCUGUCCUCCCUACCCAAAUUUACCAGUGAGAUCAUGUCGAAAUUCAGAGAAGUUGCCGGUGACAUUGCUAUCGUAUUUGAAGCACAACAGAACCGGAAGGAAGCACUAGCAGUGCUGAGCUUCGGCUUCAGGCUACAGUUGCUCUCCAAGCAGAUUGAUGAGCUGUGGCGUGAGAUGUGCAAAUUACUGAGAGCUUUCUCCCCAGAAAACAAAGAUGUAAUGAGAACCAUGAUUAUGUUUACCUGUGAACCAUACCUACGCCGUAUCUGCGAAUUGCAAUGGAUCUCUGAACGUAUCAGUAUGCUCCAGCGGAUGGACUCAGACUUCGACUCCAAAGUGAAAUCCAUGAUCAUAGAGUUGAAAUCUGAAUCCUUCUUGUCUGCCAUGGAGAAGUUGAAGGAGGAGAGCCGCAGGCAAGGCUGUGGAGACCAAAAAGUUUCCAUGGAGAUGGAGGAGAAGAGAUUCACUGCCUACCGACUCUACUGGGAACGUACAUGGGGCAACACCAACAGCUUCGAAGCCCAAACGAUAUUGAGCCCCAUGCUCUUUACACAUUGCACACCAAGCCGCAUCCCAGUUGAAGCUGCUGCCGGGAGUACCUUGCAGAUCUACUCCGUCAAAAUCUCGUUAACAGACAAAAUCUUGUUUAGGGACAAAAUCAGCUUCCCAUUGGAGGUGUACGGAGUGGUCGCGGCCCGAGAUGCUGUGGACCGCUGUCGCAACCCUAUCUUCCUUCGUAGAAGGAAUUUCUGCCAAAUCCUCACAGAACAAGAUCCUUUCUUGCGAUUGACUGGCCCGGUCCGUGCAAUUGUGUCGAUCGAGACUGUUUACAUCGAAAUCCAACUAAGAGUAAAGGGCGUAACAAAAUCUGAAGAUAGAGCAUUGAUCAGUGCAUUCUACUUUUACAAUGGUGACAGUUCCCCGCAGGUAGCCAAAAAUAGCUUUUGCACAGUGGAGUUAUGCAAUGAGCAACUUAAACAGUCGGUCCAGGCCACUAUCCUGAGUGUGCAUGUUACAGCUGAAGCUGGAUCAUUGCCUUUUCCACAUGGUGGGCGAGUUGUUUGCUCUUCACUACCUCAGGAUGUUGAUAAAGAUAUUGCUGGGCAAGUUGUAAUUCUUGAUUUAGAAGGUGGAAUGGCUAAAGCUGGUUACCUUGACCUGUCAAGGCAUGUAGUUUCUGUGGAAUUGGAUGGACAGUUGAAAGUUCUCAUGGAGGCCUAUACGCCAUCGCAGUCUGUUGAAAGUACUCAUGCUCUCUUCAUCACACCUCAAAAAUGGAACAUAAGUAAACAUAAGUGCAACUUUGGUAGCUAUCAAGUGGGGAUUACUAUAGCUUGGUCCUUGAUAACCUCGAAGACACUAUCCUGAUGAAUAGGAACAAGGACGUUUGGGCAGUGUGUAAGCUUGUUCAAGAUGAUAAUGGCUAUCUUGCUACUGGACAUGUCCAUCUUUUGAAGACUGUCUUUGCUGCCGUUUCGUGAUGUAUUGUGCUAUUAGGCAUUGGAAGCUAUGAACAUUUUAAUUAUAGUCAUUCUAUGUGAACCUUUAUUAUGUGGAAUAUGUGAGCUAUCGUUAAUAGGUUAUGCUGUGCUUGAUAGUUGAUCAUGUUAACCAGGAUGUCUUAAAUGAUUACCUGAACUAUUAUUAUUUACCAACCAAAAUUAGAUUGGUAUUGCCUGCA
Messenger RNA from Hordeum vulgare subsp. vulgare (domesticated barley), 2240 nucleotides. RefSeq lists its product as uncharacterized. The transcript is spliced from 3 exons. The coding region runs from base 77 to 1927 and encodes 616 amino acids. The record is from RefSeq and is a predicted model, not a curated record. Lineage: Eukaryota; Viridiplantae; Streptophyta; Magnoliopsida; Poales; Poaceae.